Molecule: messenger RNA, 672 nt
Organism: Hydatigera taeniaeformis
Lineage: Eukaryota; Metazoa; Platyhelminthes; Cestoda; Cyclophyllidea; Taeniidae
Source: the annotation of a GenBank genome assembly
GUGGAGCAAUCUUCGACCUUGGAAGGUUGGGCCUACCUCCCUACUGGCCUGGAGAAAGUCGCGAAUUGCGCCACCCACCUCCCCUUUAUACCCGUCAGCGUCUAUUUGGCAGUCAACCUCAUUAAUAAGACAAGAACACCCACCGAACUGCUAGUCGCCGCUGUUUAUGGUAUUGCUCUCAUCUCCCUUUUCGGGGCCUCCUCUGCCUACCACUUUUGCGCCCUUUUUCCCACCAAGAGCCGUUUCCACGAUCUCCUGCAUUUCUUUGACCGUUUGGUCAUAUUCGUUUUCAUCGCCGCUUCUUAUACCCCUUGGCUUGUGUUGCGUGAAUUCGAGAUGGACAUUGGUCUCUUAAUGCUCAAAGCUAUUUGGACAACUGCUCUCUGCGGUGCCGUAUAUCAAUAUUUCUGCCGGAAAAAAUGGAGGCUUUUAAGCCUCAUUUUCUACCUCACGAUUGGUGUACUGCCGGCGAUUUCCGUUGCUUACAUAAAGGAUUUUUCCGGACUUCGAAUAGUAGCUCUGGGUGGACUGACGUAUAUCACCGGAACUAUCUUCUUCAAAAUGGACGGUGUGAUUCCCAUGGCACAUGCAAUUUGGCACUGCUUCGUUGCAUUGGCUGCCUACAUUCAUUUCUCAGCAAUCGACCGAUAUCUCUACUCACCCCUAAUUUGA